This is a messenger RNA of Gossypium raimondii (Peruvian cotton), 1208 nucleotides long. RefSeq names its product peroxidase 64. The record is from RefSeq and is a predicted model, not a curated record. Gene Ontology annotation, cellular component: plasmodesma; plant-type cell wall. The transcript is spliced from 4 exons. Lineage: Eukaryota; Viridiplantae; Streptophyta; Magnoliopsida; Malvales; Malvaceae. Gene Ontology annotation, molecular function: peroxidase activity; heme binding. Gene Ontology annotation, biological process: hydrogen peroxide catabolic process; response to oxidative stress. The coding region runs from base 99 to 1052 and encodes 317 amino acids.
GCCUUGUUUUAAAUAGCACAUACUGUUUUUCGUAUCAAACGUGCAUAGCUAGUCAGUUAAUCUGCAAAUUAUUUGUGAAUUCUACAAUUGUUUCAAUUAUGGCAGUCGUAGUUGCACUUGCUUUCGUCUUUCUCGUUAUGUUUCCGGUUCCAUCUCCUGUCAGAGCACUUAGCUCAAACUACUAUGACCACACAUGUCCUCAUCUCGAGUCCAUUGUCGCAAGUGCAGUCAAGAAAGCAAUGUCAAAUGACAAAACUGUUCCAGCCGCGCUACUUCGAAUGCACUUUCAUGAUUGCUUCAUCAGAGGCUGCGAUGCUUCUGUGUUGCUGAACUCCAAAGGAAAAAACAAGGCAGAGAAAGAUGGACCGCCUAACAUUUCAUUGCACGCAUUUUAUGUGAUCGACGAGGCAAAGAAAGCUUUGGAAACUUCGUGUCCUGGCGUCGUUUCUUGUGCUGAUAUCUUGGCCUUGGCUGCCAGGGAUGCAGUUUUUCUGUCUGGCGGUCCGAAAUGGGAUGUGCCCAAAGGAAGGAAAGAUGGAAGAAUUUCCUUGGCAACUGAGACUAGGCAGUUACCAGCUCCCACUUUCAAUAUAUCCCAGCUACAACAGAACUUUGCUCAAAGAGGUCUCACUAUUGAAGAUCUAGUUGCUCUCUCAGGUGGUCACACACUGGGGUUCUCCCACUGCUCUUCAUUCCAAAACAGAAUCCACAAGUUCAAUGCCACCGUUGACGUCGACCCGACUAUGCAGCCGUCGUUUGCGGCCAAGUUAAGGAGCGUGUGUCCGGCACACAACAAGGCGAAAAAUGCAGGGUCACCGCUGGAUUCUUCCAACUUGGUAUUUGACAACGCAUACUACAAGCUGCUUCUUCAAGGGAAAAGUAUCUUCUCUUCGGAUCAAGCUUUACUCACCACCCCAAAAACCAAAGCAUUGGUUUCAAAAUUUGCUAGUUCCCAAGAGGCUUUUGAGAAGGCUUUUGUUACCUCAAUGAUCAAAAUGAGUAGCCUCAGCGGUGGACAAGAGAUCAGGCUAGACUGCAGAGUGGUCAGGUGAUUUUGAAGCCAUUUGAAUUGGACUCUAUUUAUCUUUUUAAAGCUAUCAUCAAAAAAGAAAAAAUAAGUUUGCAUGCAGUCGAAAAGGACAGCUAGGAGGGAUUUGUAUUUGUGUAUCAUGUGAUUUAAUGAUUAAAAAGAAAGCAGUGUUGUGUUU